AUGUAUAGCCGUCUCUUCACCCUCUUCGCCCUCUUCGCCCUCCUUGCCAGCACAAUGAUAUGUGCUGUUGCAUCCCCGAUUGCCGCAACCGUAGCAGCGGACGCCGCCCUCGAAGAGCGCACAUGCCGCAUAGGCUGUAAAUUUGUCGAACCGGACGAAUCGAGCUCGAUAGAGUUCAACACGGCAGACUCGUCUGCAACCUCGGUUGCCAGCACUGCAUCCGUCGUGGUCUCCACCUCCGCGGCUUCCACCACCACAACCUGCUCUACACCUGCGACAUCUACCUCCGAGUCGACAACAACAGUCGCGCAGACUACGACAGAACCGGAGCCCUCACCCGAAUCCCAGCUCGUGCCUUUUUCAGAGCCGGAGACUCAACCAGCGUCGGCCGUCAUCGCGACGAGCGGCGCUCUAUCCUCAAUAUCACGAACACCGUUCGCCUCGCUAGCGGCGCUCAGCACAGCAGCCGGCGCACUCGUGUUCCUUCUAUGA
Messenger RNA from Punctularia strigosozonata HHB-11173 SS5, 492 nucleotides. RefSeq lists its product as uncharacterized. Lineage: Eukaryota; Fungi; Basidiomycota; Agaricomycetes; Corticiales; Punctulariaceae. The transcript is spliced from 3 exons. The coding region runs from base 1 to 492 and encodes 163 amino acids. The record is from RefSeq and is a predicted model, not a curated record.